Acanthosepion pharaonis is the source of this 651-nucleotide messenger RNA. NCBI's taxonomy places the organism in Eukaryota, Metazoa, Mollusca, Cephalopoda, Sepiida, Sepiidae. The record is from the annotation of a GenBank genome assembly.
AUGUGUUCGAGUGUAUUGAUCUACACAUCUUUCAAAAACAUUUUAACUGAUAUCUAUCUAUCUAUCUCUCUAUCUAUCUAUCUGUCUGUCUGUCUGUAUACCCUAGUUUUUCAUACAUCUCAAUCAAUCUAUCUAUCCCACUGCAUGGCUUUUCGUAUUCGUUGGCAGGGGAGAAGUAGCGAAGAAACGUGGUCUAUAAUAGAUGCGAAUCUCUCUCCAUUUAUUGCAAGUUUUCUAUUUAGAUGUUCCUGUAUUAUUUCACAUCUUUAUAAAUUCCCGCUGUUUUCUUCCAUUUGCACCUGCUCCUUUCCCCUCUCGAAUCUUCCUAUCCAUUCUCUUACCUUCCUUCAUUCCUUUUUCUAUCUAUCUAUCUAUCUGUCAGAGUCUGUUCAUUAUCUAUCUAUCAAUCUAUCUAUCUAUCUAUCUAUCUAUCUAUCUAUCUAUCUGUCAGAGUCUGUUCAUUAUCUAUCUAUCUAUCUAUCUAUCUAUCUAUCUAUAUAUCUAUCUAUGUCGGUUUAUAUCAAAGUAUGUUCAUAUCUAUCUAUCUAUUACACUAAAAUUAAUAUAUGUCUAUGUAUCUGUUACAGUCUGUUAAUACCUAUCUAUCUAUCUAUCUAUCUUUUACAGCCUGCUAAUAUAUAUGAACUUUGA